GUCGCCGGAGCAGCGUCGUGGUUCAUGUGUCGCGAUCUUUUUGUUCACGAUUCUUAGCCAUAUCCAUUCCUUUUUGAAAUACCCAACGACGAAUCUUUCGAAAAUAAUCCAACAUUGAUCGUGUGGAAAAGGAUCGAAAAAACACUAGGCAUCGAAGCAUGUUUGCGCGGGAAUACUUAGGAAAGCAACAUCUCGGCGAUGCAACGACGGACAGUGAGAGGCAGGAUUUCUUUGAACCCCUUCUUAAGCGAUAAAGAUGCGUGACGCGCAGCAACAAGUCCUGGAAAUACGUUGCCACCGUUUUCCCUAUAUUAUCCUGUCCCGGUACCAUUAAUUGUUCCGUUACACACUAAAAGAGAGCAGUCGAGUAGCGUUCAGUGUAGUAUAGUAUAGUGUGUAUCGACAAAAGUUUCGGUUGGCGUUCACGGUCAACCUGUUAGUCAUGUGGGUACGGUAAAAAUCGCACGGGCAGGAACUCUGGAAGAGCAAUUUCUCGGAAAUGGUAAUAAUGACAUAAUGAGACCUGCUCCUCGACGCGAAUAAGGAUUCACGAUGCACUGACGGGUAGUUGGUUCGAUUGUUACUUGUGGUGGUGUGAUGUUUAUUUGCCAGUUCUGCGAACGGUGAAACACGAUAACAGCGUGCUCGAAAAUGCGACGGUUUUACGAUUUCGCCAACGAGACGUUGUAAGAUUAUUAUCUUGGACUAGUGGAAAAAGUAAUUGCUCGAUCGUGACGAAACGCCGCUUUAUGCAUCAUGCAGCGCUCUCGGGCCCUUUCUCGUGGAUGGAAGGAUAAGAAAAUAAACACGAGUAUGUUUCUGGUUAACGGAAUUGUGAUGUUGGGGUUCGUCGUGGCCACCGUGCCGGACGCGAUGGUACACGGAUCUUCCGGACCGAUGCUGGUUAUGGAUCAGGACAUCCCUUCGAGGACUUGUCGGUACAGCAGGGUACGCUCGAUGAUUCAAGUCCGCUGCGUUAAUUUGGGUUUAGAAGAAAUCCCUUCGACUUUGAAGUCGGAUAUUCAGAUUCUCGAUGCGUCGGUGAACAGAGUGCGGGAGUUAACAAACAACAGCUUGGCUCCGUACAAGAACCUCGCGUAUCUCGAUCUCAGCGACAAUUUUCUACAGAACAUUCAACAGGGAGCAUUCGAUAAUCUACGAUACUUGGAAGUGUUGGAUCUGUCGAAGAGCGGCUGCGACGAUCUACCGAGCAGCCUAUUCCAGUUGCCCUAUCUGCGUAAGGUGUUCCUGUACCAUAACAAGCUGACCGACAAUCUGUUCAGACACACGGAUGUCAAGUCACCGUUGAAUUUUCUGCAAUUGUCCAAGAACAGACUUUGCAGGAUUCCCCAGAUGGGCCCUCUGCCCACGCUGGAGCAUCUGAACGUAUCCGAAAAUUUCAUCGGCUCGGUAACGCCCGAGGAUCUGGCUCCGUUCUGCAUUCUGAAAGUCUUAGACCUGUCCAAGAACCCGAUCAAGUUCAACGCGACAAAUUGCGAAUGCCAAACGUUGAACUCGUGGCUAACGGCUCGCGAGAUUCAGGUGUAUCCUGUGUUCAACUGCACGGAAGAGCUGCAACGAGGAUGCUCCUUGAAAUCGGAGUUCAGAAAUAAAACCGUGGAGCGGUACGAACGGUGCCUGGACGUAUUGCAGCUGCGGAUCGAGACCGAAAAGGCAAGGAGCACGUGGAUUCUAGUUGCUUGCUGCAUCUCCGCGUUCCUCGUCUGUUUGUUCCUUGGUCUGUUCUGCGUGCACAAGAGAAACAAGCGGAGGAAAAAGAAGUUGAAAGAGGAGCAAAGACUAAACGCCAACAACGCCAACACCGAGCUGCUCAACAGCAAUUUGAACCAGCUUGAAAAUACCUGAACGCGGACAGGCACCUUUGCGACAUCAGGCAUAUGGUGUGAAGCUGAUUGAACUUGGAGUAAACUUACAGAAGACCGUACCAAUUUCUUCUCCUCUGUACAGUAUGGUGAGAGAAAGAAGGAAAGAGAAGCAGUGUUAAAUAAAAUUGCGUUUGCAGACUCAAAUACACAUGUAUCCAACGAAGAUAUUUAAGCGAUCUGGGAUUACGAUUAUGGCCUAGCUUUAUCCGCGAUUACGCGAAUAUUCAAUCGAAAACCGAGAUUUAUCGGCCUUUACCGAUGUCGUGUACGCAGGUUCUUUGAUGUUCAACAUUGAUUUUAACCGCGCUGUCAUCCACGAUCGUGCUAUUUUAUAAAGUCAUAAAUCGAACAUCGACUCGAAGCGUACCAUUUAACGCAGAUUGUCCACUAGAAACGAGCCGUCUUAAUAUCUUUAAUAUUUUUAUUUUAAAACAGCCGUCGUUGCUAUACGUGUUCCACUUAAAGCUAUACAACUUUGGUGAGCAAUAUUUCUUUCUCUUAUUUAAAAUAAUGAACAAAAUAAAGUUGGUUCGUUUCUAACAAGACAUCUUGUGUAAUGCAUUUCGGAAUGUUUGUAACAUUUCCUUUUUCGUAUCCAUGCGUCUAAUACAACAUUCUAAUGGAACACAAAAAUACUACAUAUAUAUCUCCAUAUGCAGAAUUAAAAUUUUGUGUUACACGCGUUGGAUAAAGUGGGAUUCAAGAACUAUAAAUGACCACGAUUCGAUCGAAUUUUGUUUCUCGCAACCGAAGCAACACCACGUAUCUAUUUAUAUUCCUUUUUACAUUAAACGAAACCACUUUGUAAAAUAUACAUAUAUGUACACUUAUACAUAUACAUGCAUAUACAUGUAUGUAUGUAUUAAUUAUUAUCGUAUUUAUUUUUAUUUGAUAAGAGAACGUUCAAUGUUAUUUCUUUGUUCAUUUUUGCAUAUAAUUCUUCAUGCAACAAGAUUUUUCUAUUUAACUAUGAGUAUGUGAGAAUCAUUUUAUUUGAAAGAGCAAAUUGUAAUGUAACGUUUAUGAUUUCAUGCGAAGUAUGCCAACUGCCAUCAGUUCGUUUGCAAUACGAUUUGAAAUUCUAUGAAAUUUUGUCGAGUAUGCGCCAUACGAGGCAAUCAAAUCUGGAACAAAAAUGGACGAAUUAGCGCGACGGAAGGUAAGAAACGUCAAGUGUCGGAAAAUCGAAAUACUAGUUCCUAAUAUUUGUAAUAUCUUUAUCGAUUACUACCAAGCUUCGCUAACUGUUCCUGUUUGGAAAUCAGUUUUGCAAGAAGCGGUAAUCAUGGCGUGUACUUAAACUAAACGUGUACUUAAAAACCGGGCCAAUUUUUUUUCUUUAAAUUAAGGUUGACUCUACUGAAACUGAAAAAUAUCUAUUUGAAACAGCACUGUUCAGAUGCAGGUAAACUCCACUAUCAAUUAUCGAUUUCAAACACCGAUGAAAACAUGAGAAUCAACGUAGAUCGUUUUAAUAUUUUUAAUUCGGCUGGAUUCAACGACGAACAUAAUUAAUUGUAUAUUAUAAUGUACAUGUAAACAUUCCAAAUAUCAUUUUUCAAUCCAAAGUACUUGCGACAAAUGUUGCUCUUUAAGAGCUAAGAACAAAAAGUUCAAACUUUAAGUUAAAGAUAGCAAAUUCUCGAUGAACAUUGCCCAUUUGUACGAUCCAUGAUCUAUCGACCGAUAGAAAACUCUUCGUAUGCGCGCACGAUGUGUACUUAAAUCUAUGUUCCAAUACAGUUGUAAUUCGAUCGUCUUUCUUACUGUUAAUUUUUAAUACUUUACAUCGGAUGUAACUGUAUACGUUGCACAAAAAUAUUACCAAGUGUUUGAUGAAUUUCAUAAAAUAAACCUUCGAUCCAAUCGUCCUUUCUUUGAUUAAAAAUAUUAAACAAUAUUAUCAAAAGGAAACAGAGAAACUGACGAGAAUGAUUGGAAAGUGAAUAUACGAGUGAAGCGAAACGAUGAAAAUUAUAUGCAUCAUUAAUCGUUCGUAGAAUGUUUGUUAUUUACAUCGGGCUCAUACAC
Molecule: messenger RNA, 3917 nt
Organism: Colletes gigas
Lineage: Eukaryota; Metazoa; Arthropoda; Insecta; Hymenoptera; Colletidae
Gene: Lapsyn
Product: transforming growth factor beta activator LRRC32
Exons: 5
Coding region: 757-1866 (369 amino acids)
Cellular component (GO): voltage-gated potassium channel complex
Molecular function (GO): voltage-gated potassium channel activity; transmembrane transporter binding; potassium channel activator activity
Source: RefSeq, a predicted model, not a curated record